CUUCUGCAACAACAGCAGGCAAUCGGACAAUUUCAGAGCUGAAAACCCUAAUCUUCUCGGGGGUUGUCAUCUCCAAAAUCUAGGGUUCAAUCUCUAACCAUACAAGGUACUUCCUUAUAUCUCCGGCGCCGAAGGGGCAUUCUGGUGGCGGUGAAAUGGGAGACGACCAGCUGGAUUUCGAGCUUCCCGAGGAGGUUCUGUCGGUGAUUCCGAUGGACCCUUUUGAGCAGCUGGAUCUCGCUAGAAAGAUUACGUCGAUGGCGAUAGCUUCUAGGGUGUCGAAUCUGGACUCUGAGGUGGUGGAAUUGAGGCAGAAGCUUGUGGAUAAGGAUAACGCUGUGCGUGAGCUUGAGGACAAGGCUUCUCGCCUUGAGAGAGAUUGCCGCGAGGCUGAUUCGAGAUUGAAGAUUGUCCUCGAGGAUAACAUGAACCUGACAAAGGAGAAGGAUUCACUGGCAAUGACUGUAACAAAACUCACUCGUGAUUUGGCUAAGUUGGAGACAUUCAAGCGGCAGUUAAUCAAAUCCCUGAGCGACGAGAGUGGGCCGCAAACAGAACCUGUUGACAUUAGAACAUGUGACCAGCCAAUCCCUGGAUCAUACCCAGGCAAAGAUGAAAGGACCCAUGCACACUCAACAAACCAUUCUUACAGUGGAUCUACAGACAUGACCAAUCCAGUUGUCGAAGCUUCAAAAUACACUGGGAACAAAUUUUCAAUGACACCAUACAUCUCUCCACGUCUUACACCAACCGCAACACCAAAGAUCAUCUCCACAAGUGUAUCCCCUCGAGGCUAUUCUGCAGCGGGUUCUCCUAAAAGGACAUCAGGUGCGGUUUCUCCCACAAAGGCAACACUCUGGUAUCCGUCAAGUCAGCAAUCAUCAGCUGCAAAUUCUCCUCCUCGCAACCGCACACUCCCAGCUCGUACGCCUCGGAUGGAUGGUAAAGAAUUUUUCCGGCAAGCCAGGAGCCGAUUAUCCUACGAACAAUUCAGUUCCUUCUUAGCUAACAUCAAGGAGCUCAACGCCCAAAAGCAAACACGAGAGGAAACUCUGAGGAAAGCAGACGAGAUAUUUGGGGAAGAUAACAAAGAUCUCUAUUUAUCUUUCCAAGGCCUCCUUAACAGAAACAUGCGUUAAAACUCAUCAUCUUGAAUCCUGGCAAAUGUGAUAGGAUCAUAACUAGCCAUUGUAGUAUGUGUAUUCUCGAUGGGUUUUAGUGACAUGCAAAUUGUGAUUUGUGCUUUACCAAAAGAAAAGAAAUAUCUCGUUUUGGAAAGUGUUGUGUUUCUUUCUUUUAAUAUA
This is a messenger RNA of Capsella rubella, 1304 nucleotides long. RefSeq lists its product as uncharacterized. The transcript has 9 exons. Lineage: Eukaryota; Viridiplantae; Streptophyta; Magnoliopsida; Brassicales; Brassicaceae. The record is from RefSeq and is a predicted model, not a curated record. The coding region runs from base 156 to 1139 and encodes 327 amino acids.